Messenger RNA from Trichomycterus rosablanca, 3132 nucleotides. RefSeq names its product importin 13a (gene ipo13a). Gene Ontology annotation, molecular function: small GTPase binding. Lineage: Eukaryota; Metazoa; Chordata; Actinopteri; Siluriformes; Trichomycteridae. The transcript has 21 exons. The record is from RefSeq and is a predicted model, not a curated record. Gene Ontology annotation, cellular component: cytoplasm. Gene Ontology annotation, biological process: protein import into nucleus. The coding region runs from base 135 to 2999 and encodes 954 amino acids.
GCGGUCUUCUGAGACGAGUUGAGCAGCUACAAAGUGACUUAAACCAGUCGGGAGCAACACUAUGUAAAUUACUUGGUUAAAAUAUAGACAUAGAGUUUUGUAACACUUUAUUUACAGUGUCAAACUCGUUGAUAAUGUCGGCGGUGCCGGUGACAUUACCGUCCACAGAACUGACCGAGUUCACAACGGAGGCGGUGGAGCGGGCUCUCCAGCAGCUGUACUAUGACCCAGACAUGGCACAGAAGAACAUAGCCCAGAAGUGGCUUACACAGGCCCGGGCAUCUCCACAGGCUUGGCAGUUCUGCUGGGCACUGCUGAGCCCAGAAAAGGUCCCAGAGAUCCAGUUUUUCGGCGCCAGCACGCUGCACGACAAGAUCACCAGCAGCUGGCACGACCUCGAUGACGAACAUUGCGAUGCUCUCCGCUCUCAGCUCAUCUCCCACGUGUGCCGCUUCGCCCUUGGCCCCAAGAUGGUGAUGUCACGCCUCUGUUUGGCUCUAGCAUCUCUGAUCCUUCGAACGCUCCUGGACUCCUGGCCCAGUGCUGUGCCUGACCUCCUGCAGGCGUUACAGAGCGGACAGGGAACGGAGGACACUGAUGCGCAUCACCUUGUGCUAUUGGAGGUGCUGUCUGUGCUGCCAGAGGAGCUUCAAAGCAGAAAGCUUACAUCAGAGAGUCGCAACAGGCUGCAAGAAACUUUGGUGCAAGAAUGGAACUCACUGUGCCCUUUGCUAAGGGAGCUGCUGCGACGAGAGGGCUUGCCGGUUCAUGUGAAAGAGCGAGCAUUGCACUGCGUGGCAUCCUGGCUGGCGCUCGGUGUGAAUUUGGGAGAGACGGUUGAACUCCUGCAGGACAGUUUGGAGUUGCUGGAAGUGUCUGAGCUUUUUGAAACAGCUGUGGAGAGCAGUGUUGGCGCCCUCUCGUUGCCUGACUGGCAGAGGUUUGCGGACAGUCUUCUGAAGUUGAUGCCCACUGUGCUGGGGCUCCAGGAGCAGCUGACAAGGGCAGUUCAGGACAGAGAUAUGGAGACAGCUCAUGGGAUUUGCCGCAUUGUUGUAGCACUGGGAGAAACUCAUUGCAGGACUUUGUUAGAUCAGAUCGGACACUGGCAGGCUUUCCAAGCUCUGGUCAACAUGAUUCUGUCCUGCACUGCUAUUCCCGGUUACUACCCAGUGGAUGAGACCAUCAGCUCACUCACACUCACGUUCUGGUACACACUGCAGAAUGACAUCAUGUCACUGGAGACAGAGAAGCAGACGUUCUACUUGCAGCUUUACAGACCAGUUUACUUUCAACUGGUUGAUGUCCUGCUGCACAAAGCCCGCUUUUCCAAUGACUAUGACUCUUCAUGGUCUGCUGAUGACAAGGAACAAUUCCGAACCUACAGAGUUGAUAUUUCGGAUACCCUGAUGUGCGUGUACGAGCUGUUGGGCCCUGAGUUACUGCGUAGGCAGUAUGAUAAACUUGGUCUGCUGCUGACCGACACCACCCACUCCUCCUCUUGGCAGGACAUAGAGGCUCUGCUGUAUGGCUUCCAGUCCAUCGCUGACACCGCUGACGUGGGUUAUUCAGACGUGAUACCCGGCCUGAUCGGCCUCAUUCCCCUCAUCAGUACUAACAACGUUCAGCUGGUAGAGACCGUCUUGCUUACCAUAGGCUCACUGGCCGAGUGGUUGGCUGAUCACUGUGUCAUGCUGCCCAACAUCCUGCGUAUUGUUCUGCCCGCUCUGUGUAAUGCCGACCUCUCCGUGCCCGCCGUCUCCACAUUGAAGAGGAUCUGCCGUGAGUGCCAACAUUAUCUUCAGCCACAUGCCAACGACAUCCUGUCUUCAUCACAGGAUGCACUCGUAAGGAAAAUCCAUAAGUGUCCUCAGAGCAUGUGGCUGAUGCAGGCUCUGGGCUUUCUUCUCUCAUCUCUAUCAGACGAGGAAAUUACAGAGAAACUUCGCUCUCUGCUCUCACCUCACAUCCAGGAACUGCAAAAUCUUGCCAAUCAGGCAACCAGUCCUGCUACAAAACUCUCCACAGUGCAUAUUCUGAAUCUGCUCUCCAGCCUCUUCUCCACUCUGGACCUGAACACACACGAAGAAGAUCUGAACAUGGUCAAAAGUCCUCGGUUUCCUCCUCACACCAACCCAGUUGUAGUUGUGCUACAGCAAGUCUUUCCUCUGAUCCAAACACUUCUGAGCAAGUGGCUGAAGGAGACUGAAGUGGUCGAGGCUGCAUGUGCUGUAUUUGAGAAAUCACUCAAGACACUUUUCCGUGAUUUCGGCCCUCUCGUCUCCCAGCUUUGUGAGCUGAUUGGCCAGCUGUUCAGUGCCUACCCACAAGCCUCUGCUUUAGACCUGACAAAAGAGUUGUUUCAGAUAUUUGCCGGUGAGAAGGAACACAUUCCCGCCAUUACCUCAGUUUUGGAAAUCAUCACAAAUAUCACCAUGGCUAUUUUUCAACAUGGUGCCAGAGAUCAUCCUGAUGUUGUGGAGUCGUUCAUGAAGCUUCAUACGCAGGUUUUAAAAAGUCAAGCAAGCCUGUAUCUCUCAGUGGGUCUUGAUGUCAGAGUUGUCUUCUACUGUGGAAUCCUAGCGUUUAAAUUUCCAGAGACGCCCACGCUGAAAUCCACAUGUCUGUUAUUUAUUGAGCUUUUGUCUCACUGUGAGGACGUCCCUGCUAUAAGGGAGGUGCUACAGGAGGACGGUCUGCUGCUCCUUCAGACUAUUUUGGAGGUUUGUAGUAUCCAGACUUCUCGAACACUGCUGGAAUACCUGGCUGACAUCCUGUUCUCCAUCAGCCUCCACUGUCCCGGCCUGCUCGCAGCUCGCCUCCGAGACGCCCUGCAGACUGAUGCUUUCCCCUGCAGCCUGGUCAGCCCAGAACACAAAGAGAACUUCUGCCAGCAGAUCCUCAGGGAACAAGUAAACAAGCGGACAAUGAGGAAUAUCGUAAAGGAGUUUUCACUUUUGUGUCGGGGACUACAGGGAACUAAAGAUACAGAUUACUAAACAGCCUGUGGAUGAAGAUGGUCCCCUAACACAAGACACCGGGGGAGUCAAACGAGACACGAGAGCCUCUCAUUAGUUUUCAAUGUAUCUUUUUUCUUUACAGACUGGAAUGAAAAGAUUACUUUUGGCCGUG